Molecule: messenger RNA, 1049 nt
Organism: Pipistrellus kuhlii (Kuhl's pipistrelle)
Lineage: Eukaryota; Metazoa; Chordata; Mammalia; Chiroptera; Vespertilionidae
Gene: TMEM216
Product: transmembrane protein 216
Exons: 5
Coding region: 111-536 (141 amino acids)
Biological process (GO): non-motile cilium assembly
Cellular component (GO): ciliary transition zone
Source: RefSeq, a predicted model, not a curated record
CGGGCGGGCAGAGGGGCCGGAAGUUGGGGCCGCUCAGUCCCCAUUUCCGGCAGCGCCUCACUGCUCCGGAGUGGCGGCGGCCGCGUACGCAGUUUCCAUGGGGACCGAGGAUGGCGGCGCGAGGUGAGCGGUUGUCCUCCACGCCCCUGGAAAUCCUCUUCUUCCUGAACGGCUGGUAUUACGCGACCUACUUCCUGCUGGAACUCUUCAUAUUUUUGUAUAAAGGUCUCCUGCUGCCGUAUCCAAACGCCAAUCUGGUGCUGGACGUGGCGAUGCUCUUCCUCUACCUCGGGAUUGAAGUGAUUCGGCUGUUUUUUGGCACCAAGGGAAACCUGUGCCAGCGGAAGAUGCCCCUGGCCGUCAGUGUGGCCCUGACCUUCCCUUCCGCCGUGAUGGCCACGUACUACCUGCUGCUGCAGACCUACGUGCUCCGCCUGGAAGCCAUCAUGAACAGCAUCCUGCUCCUCUUCUGCGGCUCCGAGCUGCUGCUGGAGGCGCUCACGCUGGCCGCCUUCUCCAGUAUGGACAGGGUUUGAAGUCCAAAAACUGCAGCCCGCAGCCCUCAGCAGCUGAGAUGCUCACGCUCUGUACUGGAGCCACACCAGCGAGAUGGCGGCUCACGUGGACCGAGGGAGUUGCAGCUUUUCCUCAGCACAGAUGUUUGGGCAACAAACCGAGCAUAAGGCCACUGGGCACCAUCUAACCAGGACCCUCAGCCUAAGAGACUCUUCCACUCCAGCACAGGGCGGGGCAGGCUGUCCCCUCUGGCUGCGCUCAGAACCGGCUCCUGAGGACUCAAGCUCUCCGCUCUGACCGCCGUGGCCAGAGCAUUUGUGUGGACCAAGUAGGCUCCGUGGCGCCCACAGGACCUGAGCCACUCUGCCCCGUGUGCCGUGCCUGCCUGCCCUGCGCCAGCACGGAGCUCCAAGGGACACAGCCUCCAUCCUGCGGAGGCUGAGCGCCAGGCCUUUUUGAGUAGCUCAUAGUGUUAUUUUUCUAUCCCCAUCAUGAAGCAAACAUUAUUUUAUAAUAAACAUGUAUUUUCUGUU